Molecule: messenger RNA, 2833 nt
Organism: Lotus japonicus
Lineage: Eukaryota; Viridiplantae; Streptophyta; Magnoliopsida; Fabales; Fabaceae
Product: pentatricopeptide repeat-containing protein At5g59600-like
Exons: 2
Coding region: 331-1956 (541 amino acids)
Biological process (GO): RNA modification
Molecular function (GO): RNA binding; protein binding
Source: RefSeq, a predicted model, not a curated record
UUUGACCCCAAUCAACCCUAGAAAUCAAAGUUCAAAGUUCAAACAAAACCAAUUAAAUUGGUUCGGUUUUUUUCUCUGUUUGGAUUCAACCGGAACCGAACCAAAUUCAAAUCGGAGAUGCGUCCGCACCCUAAUCCAAACACAGGGUUGGACACUAGGAUGCGGCUCUCUGCUCUCUGACUCACAAAUCUCAACGUGAUUGAUUCUGUUUGCAGCACCUAUUACAGGCAUUAUUGGUACCUUUUUCGUUUCCAUGUUAAAUUGUAGUAUACAGUUAUCGAGGACUUGAAAUUGCGUUGUGCCUGCAAGGCUGAAAAACAGCAUCAGAAUAUGAAACUUUUGCCAUUUCCUUCUCAACUGAGAUGGUCCCCGUUUGACUUCGCAUUGUGCCUGCAAGGCUGCUUGAAAGCAAAAGCCCUGAGACCUGGCAUGCAGGUCCAUGCCAUGUUGCUCACGAGUGGAACGGACAUGAACAUCUUGUCAUUGAGUUCCAAGCUUGUUGGGAUGUAUGCUAGUUGCGUGGACCUGAAAUCGGCAAGGGUUUUGUUUCACAAAAUUGAACGCCCUAAUGUUUUUGCAUUCAAUUGGAUGGUUUUGGGUUUGGCUUAUAACGGGUACUUUGAUGAAGCGUUGUCGUACUUUCGCCGGAUGCGUGAGAUUGGGCACAUGGGCAAUAAGUUCACCUUUUCCAUUGUGCUUAAAGCCUGUGUUGGCUUGAUGGAUGUUAACAAGGGGAGACAGGUUCACGCAAUGGUUUGUGAAAUGGGUUUUCAGGAUGAUGUCUCCAUUGCCAAUGCUAUGAUAGAUAUGUAUGGGAAAUGUGGAGGUAUUUCUGAUGCUUGUCGUCUGUUUGAUGUAAUGCCUAGGAAAGAUGUUGCCUCGUGGACAUCAAUGAUUUCUGGGUUUUGUAACAUGGGGAAAAUUGAGCAAGCACUAGUGCUAUUUGAGAGGAUGAAGUCGGAAGGAUUCGAACCAAAUGAUUUCACAUGGAAUGCUAUCCUUUCUGCAUAUGCUCGUUCAAGAGAUAGAAGCAAAGCUUUUGCUUUCAUCGAGAGAAUGCAAACAGAGGGUUUUGUUCCUGAUCUGGUUGCAUGGAAUGCAUUGAUUUCUGGUUUUGUACAGAGUCAUCAAACAAUGGAAGCAUUUAAGCUGUUUCAGAAGAUGUUAGUUUCAAGGAUUCAUCCUAAUCAAGUAACUUUUGCAGCGCUGCUUCCUGCAUGUGGAUUGACUGGUUCUAUUAAAUUGGGAAGAGAAAUUCAUGGAUUCAUAUGCCGGAAGGCAUUUGAUGUCAAUGUUUUCAUUGCGAGUGCUCUUAUUGAUAUGUAUUCAAAGUGUGGUAGUUUAAAAGAUGCUCGAAAUGUAUUUGACAAGAUUCCACGUAAGAAUGUUGCAUCCUGGAAUGCAAUGAUUGAUUGCUAUGGGAAGUUUGGCAUGGUUGAGCCCUCCAUUGAACUGUUUAAAAAGAUGCAGGAAGAAGGACUGCAGCCAAAUGAAGUUACUUUUACAUGCAUUCUUUCAUCAUGCAGCCACAAUGGUUUAGUGCAAAAAGGCUUAGAGAUCUUCAAAUCAAUGAAAGAAUGUUAUGGGAUUGAGGCAAGUGCACAGCAUUAUGCUUGUGUUGUUGACCUCUUAUGUCGUUCAGGAAAAACAGUAGAAGCAUAUGAAUUUCUGAAGGCCACGCCAAUACAAAUCACAGAGUCCAUUGCUGGAGCUUUUCUAAAUGGGUGCAAACUCCAUGGAAGAAGAGAUCUGGCUAAAAUGAUGGCUGAGGAAAUUAUGAAAUUGAAGUUAAAAAGAUCAGGUGGCUUUGUUACUCUAUCAAAUAUUUAUGCUGCUGAUGGUGAGUGGGUAGAGGUUGGGAAUGUAAGGAAGGUGAUGAAGGAGAGAAGUGUCAGUAAGUGGCCUGGCUUUAGUUGGCUUGAAAAGCCCGGUGAGAUUCUUCAAGGGACGAAAUAGGAGGAAUGGAACCUUAUAUCCACUGGAUUGGAUGUUACAUUACAUGAUAUGAUUGGUGAUCUAGUCAUCCUCAUUUAUCUGCAAAUAUAUCACUAAGUCUGACGUCAGUUUGGAGUUUAUCCUUUUUGAAGGGCUACUUAACUCAUUUUGAUUCAUCUUCUAGUUCUUUUCUACUUUUUGGAUACAGGAAUCACUGAUGGUUAAGUUUAUAGGAUGUAAAUAAAUCUUGAUAGAUUUUUUUUUAUCCCUUCCCAUGAGGUCACAAUGACUAUUCUGAAAAUGUACAAGAUUUGUUUGAUAAACAACUAAAGAAAGCUGUUUGGUGCUCCAGUACUUCAAGCGGGUGAACGGAGUUUCUUAUCAUGUUUCUUUAGUUGUUAGCACAUGGGACGGACACUUCAGACUUAAACAGAGUACAAGAAACUGCAUUCAAUAGCUUCUCCAAUGCUGCUGGGACCAUGCUGACCACAACCACCCACGACAGAAGUUGAUGUUUGGGUCAAUGAUGCUAUUUGAGGAUGAAACAACACAAGUGCAUAAGCUGGACUGGAUUAUUUGGGAAGGCACAUGGCUUUUCUUGAUCAAUUAAAUCUUGGAUUUUUGGACAGGUUUGACUAUUGAAUAGGAUGGCCAUGCUGCUGAUAAUUCAAACUUCUUCAGCAUGCUCCACUUUGUAAAUUAACAACUUGCUAAAGUUGAUGUCACAAGAUAGUAUGUUAGUUCUCAGGACCAUGCUAUUGUCAAGGUCUUUCUGGUUAGUGAAUACUUAAGGGCAACAUGAUACUAGUGGAAUGGAAAUUAGCUUCGGCUCUGAGUCUAUCUUGUCAUCUUGAGAUGAACUUUAUGGCUUCAACUUUAGAAAAAUAUAUUUCAUAUA